Messenger RNA from Chara braunii, 970 nucleotides. The record is from the annotation of a GenBank genome assembly. Lineage: Eukaryota; Viridiplantae; Streptophyta; Charophyceae; Charales; Characeae.
UGAUGCACGUGCAAGUGUGCAAGGUCCGCAAGCCACGUCCGAGUCCACGUGGCACGAUGUCGGUGCUACAAAUGAUUAGUCGACGUGACUCUGACAGACUGCAUUCCAGCGCUUCUGGAAAACCUCCGUCACAAUGUCAAACUCCUUCCUGCAAAGCGUCUCGACAUGGAGGAGGGAAUAAGGAAUGGGGAAGAAGUCAAGAAGGGGUUUCGCAUGGGCGAGCCACUUGUGAGAGAGGGCAGGAGCAACCAGCCUCUCACACUGUGUAAGGAUCAAGGGAAAGCUUCUUCCCAAAGGAUCGGCAACCAAGAUGGAACAACAGGUUACAGGAGCAAUUUUGCAGCAUCACCAGAGCCUGGUGACUUCCUCUUCACAGAUUUCCAGAUCGGCCUCGUUGGCUGUGAUGCAAGCAACAGAUAUGGCGGUGGAGAUGGAUGCUUGGUCAGGGUGAGAUUGCUCGAGUGGGGAGAGGACAGUGGCUUGGGCGACAGAUGUGUCCCUUCAACAGAGGUUGUCCAAGACUCGGUGAAUGCGCGGAAGCUGGAGAAGAGUAAAACGUUUGAUGUGCUGAUCGGAAGCGAUAUUCUGUACGAUCCAUCUCAUGUGCAGCCACUUGCGAUUACGAUUCAGCAAAGGAUGAGAAUGCCUGAUGGAGAGGCAUUGCUCGUGGGAGCGGUUCGUGAGCCAGCGCUUCUCGAUUCAUUUCUUUGUUAUCUGAAAUCCCAGGAAUUGGAGGUUCAGGUGACCCCUGUUUUGGACUCUGAGGGCAGGGGUUGCAACAUGUGUGAGGAGGAAGGGUGGAGUUGCGACGAUAGGCGGAUGGGUGGAUGGGUGGAUGAGCAGAUAGGUGGAUGGGUGGAUGGGUGGAUUAGCAGAUAGGCAGAUGGGUGGAUGAGCAGAUAGGCGGAUGGGUGGAUGGACGCAUUGACAAAUGUAUGGGUGGGCACAUCAGUAAAUUUAUGGGUGGAUG